Molecule: messenger RNA, 4149 nt
Organism: Anastrepha obliqua
Lineage: Eukaryota; Metazoa; Arthropoda; Insecta; Diptera; Tephritidae
Exons: 7
Coding region: 1616-3373 (585 amino acids)
Molecular function (GO): zinc ion binding
Source: RefSeq, a predicted model, not a curated record
UUCAUAAAAGCUCAUAAUAAAAAUUUGCGUUCAAAGGGAAAUAAAUCGCCGCAACACAACUGCAACUCUGCGCUAUUUUAUACUUGUUUCUAAUUAGCAACCCUGCGUUUUGCCAUUCUGAAGCGAAUGACAGCUGUGCCCAAUAGAAAAGAGCAAAAGAAAAUGCAGAAAAUAUUUCAUUGAUGGAAAAUUGUUCGGAGUUGUUCAAACGGUAAUCGCACGGAGAGAUUUUGUUGACGGGCGCAACUAAACAAAAGAAAAGAAAAAAAAUGCAUAAAUAAAUACAAUACAAAUGCUAGAAUAAACGCAAAAUGUAAUAAUACGGUAAUAUAAAAUAGUUUGUGCGCGAGUGAAGUAGUCUAGGAAAAAUCGUUUGUGUAGCUAAGUGGAGUGUAUAAGAAAAAACAAAAAUCUGGUAGCAAACAUUGGCUAAGCGCGAUAGAUAUUUUCCAAACAAGUAAUAAAAAUAUAAAUUUAUGUAGCAAUACAACUUGCAAAUUGUUAAUACGAAACCCAGUGAACAACUAAUAGAGAGCAGGCGCUUCAAACAAAUUGCAAGCACAGUCAUAGUUUGUGCAAAGUUUGGACAGAAAAAGUAGUCGAAGGCCAUUAUUCCCAAAAUAGAUACGCAAGUGCAUUCCCCUCCCCCAGAUGAUUGUGCGUGCGUUGCAUUAUUUAAAGUGUUACGUGACACGCAACAAAAUUUUUGUAUAUUGAGAAAAUACAUCUAGCAAAAUUAUUUUUGCAACAUUGUGAAAGUCUGAAUUGGCAUUCGACGUCAUUCGACAGUGCAUCAAUUUUCUUCAAUUCAUGCAAACCGGCUUACUCCGUUAGGAUUUUGUAUCUACUACAUUUAUCAUUUAUAUUUGCUUAUUCCGUCAGUAUUAUAAGCAAAUUUAUUGAAUUUCCCAAUACAAUCGCCGGCUACUGAUCUGCUAACUAAUAAAAACAAACAAAGUGGUAAAUUAAUUAAAACAAACAUCGAAGAAGUCAAUAAUGCGCGAAAAAAAUGCAAAAUCAGCAGGCUUGAAUAAGCUCGAAGCCGAAACAGCAUUCAGGCUGACCACAUCUCUUCAAUGGCUUGACUUGGCGGCCGUCUUAUCUUUUGCUUCUGCGUUCUGUUCUCGCGCAUAAGUAUUUCUUUUGUACUCGUACCAGAAUACUGACUAACUUGCAUUUAUGUGUAUGUGUGUGUGCGUGCGCUUCUUCGUUUGCGCAACGAUGUAAAACAAAAGUCCAUUGGUUGAAAGUGAAACCAAGAGUAAAAAUCAGCUGAGCUUUGUACGCUCGCACGACUUGGCGGGCAAUGAUUUCCAUUUCAAAUUAUGUAAAUAUUACUAUUUCAAAGAAAGAGCACAUCACGAGCAAACGGUGAACGGCGUAAAAUUUAAAACAUUAUAUAUUUUUAUGUGUGUGCGUGCAUGUGAAAAAGUGAAAACAAAUAAGUAAUUUUCAACGGGGCGACUACCGAGGCUAAGAAUAGCACGCAGCACCGGACCAAUCGCUAACUAAGGAAGUGUAUACGUUUUGCCGACUUCAAGACUCUCUCUUCUUUCCUCGCAACCUCAACACCUUAGAAGGCGGGGAAUUUUACUUUGGUGUAAUUGGGCGUAGAAUGCUAUCCAAUUUUCACAAAUUAAUGCGGUGCUCUUCGAGCGUAUUGCAAUCUUCUACACCAAUGGGUGGUGGCGGUGGUGGUUUUGCCGCCAGUGAUGGUGUAAUGAAAUCACGAUCCUCACCCUUUAACAUCAACGAUGACGAUCCCAAUAUUGCCACUUGUUCGGGGCGUGGAGAUUGCCUGAAUGGCACUUGUCUCUGUGAGAUCCGUUACGCCGGCGAUGAGUGCAGCGGUUUCAAUCUGCCAUACUAUGCGGGCAUUUCGGCAGUUUUCUACUUUGUCGCACUGGUUUCGGUUGUGCAACUAUUCAUCUGUAUAUUUGCCGAGUAUCAGCGUUUGAAGCAGCCUUCAUUUCUGCGUGCUUGUCGUCUUACAACACAAAAAGUCUUAUACUUCAUGGUAUUCGUGGCGGCAACACUAAGAGGGGCAUAUUUUACGACACCGUUGGAUUUGCAGCCACAAUGGGCGGUCACACUUAUGUCGGCGUAUUAUCCGAUGUUAAUGACCUGCGCAUCGCUGAUUGUUUGUAUGUGGGCUGAGAUUUUCCAUUUACGCGAUAUCCGCUGGGAGAGAUCACAAUUCCUAUCGAAAAGUUUUCUCGGCUUUGUUGCAUUUAACUUAUUCCUCUACAGCUUGUUCGGUGUCGAGGUAUUCUCUUCAUUGAUCACCGCCGAUCGGCAGAAUUAUGCGCACAUUUUCAACGGCUGCUAUGCAGUGCUGUUGCUCAUCGUAGUCAUUUUCUUUUUGAUCUAUGGCGUCGAAGUGUAUUUCAAGUUGCGUGGUGGCUUUGUUUACGAUCAAACAGGCAAAAUACUUGGUCCCAGUGAAGCGAUCGUAAAUGCCUCACAGCUGCAUCAGUCGCGCUUGGGUCUCUUAUCGCAGGCGAUUAUGUUAAUCGUUAUUGUGGGCUUCCUAACAUCGGAGACAUUGGGUGAUUUUUGGAAAACAAAAGUACCGGUGUAUUCACGCAAUUGGCAUGAUAUUGUCUUCCGCAUCGUGGAGAUGGGUGUUGCUUUUUGGUUCCCCUGUUGUUUGUGGAAUUCAAUGGCACCCGAACAGCUGUGGAUAUUGAAUCCACGCAAAUUGCUCUCACGUCAAAUCGAUCCAUCCAUACCGACCACAUCGGCCGAAACCAAGAGCCUGUCGCCGGAGGAAGGUCAAUCGUUUUUGACGAAAAAAGACUGCUGGAUUUGUUAUGAUAAUGACAAACCAGAGCCGCUCAUACAACCGUGUCGCUGCACUGGUGACGUCAGCUCUGUGCAUCAUGAGUGCCUCAAACGCUGGCUAGUGGAGAGUUGCAGUUCAACAGAAGCGCAAUUAUCGUGCAAAGUUUGUGGCUUCCCUUACGAAAUUGAGAAGACUAAAAAACUCGACUGGGAGAAGGGUUUCAACAUGCAGCACUGGUCCAAGACAAUCAUACUGAUAACGUUGAUGUGUGUUGCCGGUGCCAGCGCUUGGGUUGUCAUUCAACUAUACGUCGAUCCGCUGAUACGUGUACUCACUGUUGGCAUUGCUGUGCUCAUCGGCUAUGUAUGCAUUAAAUGUCUGGGUGAGAACACCGUAGUGGCAUAUCAGCGGGCCAAAGUAAGCUCAAUUAAUAUAGUGACGAAAUCGGAAAUGGACAAAUUGCACACCAUUUGUGAAGAUGUUGGUGAACGGCCAACAACAACAACAGCUGCGGCAGCAGCAGCAGCAGCGCUGGCUGCUUCAACGUCAGCAUCAACAUCGACGACGGUCACAACAAGCGCGCAAUGAUUAUGAUCGAGCAAAGGAAGCAUUGUUGAGUCGGAGCACGUAUGCUUGUUGGAGGAUGAUGAGGAGCAGCAACAACAACAACAGCAGCGAGAGCAUUUGGUGGAAGUCGAACAGCUGAGAGAGAUGUCAGUAGCAACAGCAGCCACGCAUAUAGCACCACCGAAAACGAAUAUUAGUUUUACUAAUAUUACAGAGAAAAACUAACGACGAACCCAUCAUUAAAUGAGUAGCCAAUAAUUGUAAUAACCUCGACGGUGAUCGGCAAUUACAGCGCUACAGGCAGGCUAAGGUAUAAACAAAAGAGGACAAUAGCAGCUGUGCUAAGAACUUAAACAGCAAUGACUUUACUUACACACACACACACACACACACAACAGCUUAGUAAUGCAGCAAUUAAGGAUUUAUUCAUUUACUAUUAACAAUUAAAAAAACAACAACAACUUUGCGUGUUUGUAGAGAGCGACCAAACAACGAUUUCUCAGGCCGAAACGAACCGAAAUUCGACCGAAGUCAAACUGACUGAGUAAUUAAAGAGCACGGAGUUUUUUGAAAUGCAGUAUUUUUAUUAAAAAAAAGUAGCAACAAAUUCCUAAACUUCAGUUACAAUAAUUUCAGUUCAUAGUAUAUGAUGAUACAUAAUUCAAGUAUUAUGAUUAUUAUUAUCGCUCACUUGUGACAUUAGAAUUCUGGCACUCCCUUGCAAUAGGUAGGUAGGGUACAAUAAGAAGGGCGGCGAAGCAAGUGGAAAAAUUAAGUUCCAUACAUUUUUGGUAAAA